Paraphaeosphaeria sporulosa is the source of this 1816-nucleotide messenger RNA. RefSeq lists its product as uncharacterized. Bases 111 to 1517 code for a protein of 468 amino acids. NCBI's taxonomy places the organism in Eukaryota, Fungi, Ascomycota, Dothideomycetes, Pleosporales, Didymosphaeriaceae. The transcript is spliced from 2 exons. The record is from RefSeq and is a predicted model, not a curated record.
CGCCCGUCCACUUCUCACUUCCACCCAAACCACGACCAAAAUCAUUGCAUAUUACUCUCUGUUCCUCCUGCACGUUCAUAUUCACAUGUAAAGCUUAUCGCUUCACGACAAUGGCUCCAACGCGUAAGUCUACAUCCAAAAAGAAGGCCACCACUUCUGCAUUGUCAAGAGUGCGCAAACGGCCUCAUGCGGGGACGAUACACGGCGACAAUGCCCAUAUGCAGCCAGACCCGAGAGUCAGGAAUCUUCUCAACGCUUCGAAUGGCACAUUUGCGCAGAACGACGUACCUAAUUUGACGACGAGUGGAGAGCGUUCCAAUGAGGACUCCUCUAGAAUUUCGGCAUCCUGCUGCUAUUCUACGGGGCUGGUCGAUUUACCAGACCCCCAUUCCGAUGAUGUAGUUGUCAUUGAUGACGAUGAGCCGAGCGAUAGCACGCGAGUUGUCAUCGACUUGACGCAGGAACCCGGACCCGAGCCUCGAUUGGAAAAGAAAGACAUAUUCCCGUUCUUGAAGCUGCCCUCGGAGAUCCGCAACCAGGUCUACCUCGAGCUGAUACCCAGCUGCUAUGAAAUUUUCUACGGCUACAGAAAUCUCCUUAAUGCCAAUGGUCGACGCGUCCCAGGGCUCGUCACGGCGAGAGACAAGAAUGGGGUUGUGUAUUCACGUUGGGUUAGACGGAAAGUAGAAAUACAGGGGUUCAAAGGACCUCGCACUCGCGUUGUAUCAUGUGAACAGCGAUUUCCCCCCGUCGUGCUCAAUGUUUUUCUCCUCAACAAGUUUAUCUGCAAUGAAGCACGUGCGGUUUUAUAUGGAAAGAACACAUUUAACUUCAACAUAAACGCAGUCGCAAAAAAGUACGACGAGUCCAAGGUGUUCGGCCUCUUCGCCGACCCCGCCAGGAAGCACCUCCUUCGCGAACUCCGGCUCAUUACACUACUCAUCGAUGUGAACGAUGGCUCUCAUCUCGCCAUUACACGCCACCGAGAACGUCUUCAUCAGUUCAUGCAGGAAUUGCAAAAAUACUCGCACGACUCGGAGCACAAGUCCUUGUUGAAGAGGCUGAAGGUCGACUGGUUUGCCACGUCACUCUACCGAAGUCGUAAUGGUGGUCUUGUCCCUAUGAUGCCGCGAGUCAUAGGUAUACCCGAUGCCGCUAUGCGCUCCGCCGAUGGAAACCAGAAGAACUACAUCUUCGGACUAGAGGGCUUGACUGCACUGAGUGGGGUAGAAGAGGUUGAGAUCAACGGAGCGUAUGUUCCAUCGUGGUUUAUCGAGUGUUUGACGCGCUGUCUCAAGGGGAGUGCGGAGGCGCCUCCACCUAUUAAUUAUCCGGAGCUCGUGGUUAGAAAGAAGAAUAGGGAUAAGGGAAAUGGAGCUAGGAGGACGUAUAAGUACGUCGCGGUGUCUACGAAGAAGUGGUGCGAUCCCUGGCUGAACUGGACGGAGUUUGCGGAGAACGAGGGAAUUGAGGUUCCUGAGAUUGACCGGUUUAGGCUUCAGGGUCUGCGGUGCUAGGGAAAGGAAUGAUGGGAUAUAGUUGCCUCGAUAACGCGCGUCAGGGACGAGGAAGGAUAAGAUGGAUGCAUGAAAUUGACCCAGGUAGGCAGAAUUGAGCUUAUUUCCGCCCUUUGAGUGAGGCGGUAAAGGCUCGCCCCAGGCAUACCGAUCGAUUCUGAGCUUUACGAAUCCAGAUGAAGGAACUACCCAUCGUAUGCACACUGCAUUCCAACCAUACGCUUGAGGUAAAGAAAUGGACGCCGAUCAAUCAGUCGUUAGGAAUUAAUGCAGCUUACAAUAUAUAUAUAGAUAUAAAG